Molecule: messenger RNA, 4392 nt
Organism: Mastomys coucha (southern multimammate mouse)
Lineage: Eukaryota; Metazoa; Chordata; Mammalia; Rodentia; Muridae
Gene: Ppp6r2
Product: protein phosphatase 6 regulatory subunit 2
Exons: 28
Coding region: 714-3647 (977 amino acids)
Cellular component (GO): nucleus; cytosol
Molecular function (GO): protein phosphatase regulator activity; protein phosphatase binding
Source: RefSeq, a predicted model, not a curated record
CCUCGCCGCCGCCAUUUUGGAGCGAUCUCGCCCGCGGCCCCGAGCCGGUCCCGAGCGGGUCCCGAGCGGGUCCCGAGCCUCCCGCCGGCUGCGCCCGAGUCCGAAGGCGCCGCGCCGCGAGGCCGGGCCCAUGUGCGUGCGGCCCGCUCCACGCCGUCCGCGGUUCACCUCUGCGAGCGUCCUGGCCUCCCUCGGGCCUCGGAGGAGUCGCCGCGACCCCCAGCCUGCGGGGCAGGCCCUCAGCCUAUUAGAUGGUGUCAACAAUACAUUCAAGGCAGAUCUCCCCACCAUAAUCAAUCAUCUCUCGGAUGCCCUCAGACACACCCAGAGAUAAAUCAGCCAAAACUCUUCCCUGAAUGAAAACACCUUUUUAAAAGUUGCAUAUAUACAAAAGAAAAAAACCCAAAUGCUUUUUAUUUUGCCUGAAUACAAGAUUUAAACAAGGUAUUACCAUAGAAGUCUCUACCGCAGAGUAUUCUGUUGGACUCUUUCAUGGAACUAUAGGAUCAUAUGGGCAACACUUGUGUUUGAAUCCUGUCAUCUGUCUUCCGAUUCUGUCACCCUGGGAAAUAAAGAAGCAGAACUUGAGGCUCCUUUCAGUCAUUCACUGCUGGGAUCAAUGUCCAGGGCCAAGGCAGUUUUAUUUGUAUGGAUUUCUGUUUACUGCUGCAUUAUAGAGGUUGCAGAAUCCCUUAAGCUCUGUGACCGCCAUCAUGUUCUGGAAAUUUGACUUGAACACCACGUCCCACAUUGACAAGCUCCUGGACAAGGAACAUGUGACACUGCAGGAGUUGAUGGAUGAAGAUGACAUCUUGCAAGAGUGUAAGGCUCAGAACCAGAAGCUGCUGGACUUCCUGUGCAGGCAGCAGUGCAUGGAGGAGCUGGUGAACCUCAUCACACAGGACCCACCCCAGGACAUGGAAGAGAAGGUCCGAUUCAAAUAUCCAAACACAGCCUGUGAGCUUCUGACUUGUGAUGUGCCACAGAUCAGCGACAGACUAGGCGAGGAUGAGAGUCUGCUGAGCCUUCUGUAUGACUUCCUGGACCAGGAGCCACCACUCAACCCUCUGCUCGCCAGUUUUUUCAGCAAGACCAUUGGCAAUCUAAUUGCAAGGAAAACUGAACAGGUGAUCAUGUUCUUGAAGAAGAAGAACAAGUUCAUCAGUCUGAUACUGAAGCACAUAGGCACCUCAGCUCUCAUGGAUCUGCUGCUGCGCCUGGUCAGCUGCGUGGAACCAGUUGGUCUCCGGCAGGAGGUCCUCCAUUGGCUUAAUGAAGAGAAGAUCAUCCAGAGACUUGUGGAGUUGAUCCAUCCCCACCAGGAUGAAGAUAGGCAGUCAAAUGCUUCUCAGGCACUCUGUGACAUCAUCAGGCUGGGCAGAGACCAGGGCAGUCAGCUGCAGGAGACUGUGGAGCCAGACCCACUCCUCAUAGCAUUGGAGUCGCAGGCCUGUGUGGAGCAGCUUCUGAAGAACAUGUUUGAUGGGGAGCAGACAGAGAGCUGCCUGGUCAGUGGGAUGCAGGUGCUGCUUGCCUUGCUGGAGCCAAGGCGUGUUGGAACAGAAGGCUUGGUGGAUUCCUUUUCUCAGGGACUGGAAAGAUCAUACUCUGUCAGCAGCAGCAUCCUGUGUGGCAUCGAGCCAUGGCUGAAGAAUUUCCAUCAGCUCCUACUCAACCCACCAAAGAAAAAAGCAAUCCUGACUACUAUUGGUGUGCUAGAGGAGCCCCUGGGGAAUGCUCGUCUUCAUGGUGCACGCCUCAUGGCUGCACUGCUGCACACAAACACACCUAGCAUCAACCAGGAGCUCUGCCGGCUCAACACCAUGGACUUACUGCUGGCUAAGAAAGGAAAUAACAGUGUUAGGAGGGUGAUUGAUCCAGACUGCCAUGGGGAGUUGGAUUGCUUCUCUACAAUGGAGGACUUGUUUUUUAAGUACACCUGGAAUAACUUUUUGCACUUCCAAGUGGAACUAUGCAUAGCCGCUAUUCUUUCCCAUGCUGCUCGGGAGGAGCAGGCAGAAGCUAGUGGAUCCGAUGGCAAGGUGGAGCCUCUGCAGGGGAGUGGAGAUGGGAAUGGGAAGCUGGAGACCGCCCCAUCCAUCACCAGCCCUCCUGAGAACACCAUGGUGACCCAUCUGUUCCAGAAGUGCUGCCUGGUCCAGAGGAUACUGGAAGCCUGGGAAGCCAAUGACCACACACAGGCAGCAGGUGGUAUGAGACGUGGGAAUAUGGGCCACCUCACAAGGAUCGCCAACGCAGUUGUCCAGAACCUGGAGCAGGGCCCAGUGCAGACCCACAUCAGUGAAGUCAUCCGAGGACUCCCUGCAGAUUGCCGUGGACGCUGGGAGAGCUUUGUGGAAGAGACGCUGAUGGAGACCAACCGCAGGAACACUGUGGACCUGGUGAGCACUCACCACCUUCACUCCUCAAGUGAGGACGAGGACAUUGAGGGGACUUUCCCUAACGAGCUGUCCCUUCAGCAGGCCUUCUCUGAGUACCAGAUCCAGCAGAUGACAGCAAACUUUGUGGAUCAGUUUGGCUUCAAUGAUGAGGAGUUUGCAGACCAAGAUGACAACAUCAAUGCCCCAUUUGACCGGAUUGCAGAGAUCAACUUCAACAUUGAAGCCGAUGAGGACAGUCCCAGUGCAGCUCUGUUUGAAGCCUGUUGUAGUGAUCGGAUCCAGCCUUUCGAUGAUGAUGAAGAGGAGGACAUUUGGGAAGAUGAAGAGACUCGAUGCACUGCCCGGGUGAUGGCCAGAGCCAGGUUUGGAGCCCCUCAUGUAUCGGAUAACUACUCAAAGAAUGCCUUGGAGCAUGGAGGCCAGGACAGGAAGACUGGCUCAGCAGUAGCUAGGAAUGUGCCUGGAUUGGCCGCUCCUUCAUCUCCUACACAGAAAGAAUGUCCUCGCUCAGAGAGUGAUUCAGCAGGUACUACAUGGACAGCAGUGUUUGAUGAGCCAGUGAACCCGCUGUCUGCAGCCCCAGGAGCUGCGAGGGAUGUGGGUUCUAGUGCAUGGGCGGCUGGUUCUUCAGUUGCAGAGGAGAAAGGCUGGGCUAAAUUCACCGACUUCCAGCCUUUCUGCUGCUCUGAGACAGGGCCCCGGUGCAGCUCUCCUGUGGACAUGGACCACAACAAUGCCGAGGGUGGCCAGAGUCCAGGCCCAGAGAAAGCCUUUGGUCCUACCUCGCCUUGUGCCUGGAAUGUGUGUGUCACUAGGAAGGCCCCACUGGUAGCCUCUGACAGCAGCUCCUCUGGGGGAUCUGACAGUGAAGAAGAUGAGAAGGCAGCGGGUGCUAUGGAAGCCGUGUGCACAGGCCAUACUGGAAAGGCCUCCCCUCCACCAAGGACAGUGGAGGCUGCUGUUGGCAGGGCUGAGUGUCCUCACAGUACCGUGUUAGCCCCUGCCUGCCCUGCACCUUCAGAAGUGACCAUCAGUCCUGCCGUGGCUACCAUAGCACCCAGCAAGGCAGGCUCUCCCACGGCCACCAUAGUGGUCUCUUCCUCAGUGGCUACUGCAGUCCCCCCAGGACCGAUCAUGGCAGUAACCACAGCAUCCCCAGCCAUAGUUGCCAACCUGGGGACAAUGACAAAGGACAGGAAGACAGAUGCCCUGCCAGAAGGAGCUGCCUUAAAUGGUCCCGUGUAACUGCUGCCACCCAGCUAUGGCCCGCCCUGGUCAGGCUGCUUCUUUAAUCAAGAAAACUACCUGGUGAUGCAAUUUUUUUUUUUUUAUUUAACUUUAAAAUAAAUGCUGCAUUUGGUAAAGCUGGCAGUGGAACCAGUUGGAUGACCCAACUCAUAUCUCUCUGGCCUGCCCUUGGUCCUGUUAGAAGACAGGAUGUACCUGGCCACUCCCAGUCCAGGUCUUGGUAUGGCAAUGAGAUCUUUGACAUGCAGAUUCUACCUGCAGGAGUUGGGGAGGGAACAAGACUUUACGGUGCCAGUGCCAUCAGAUGGGCAGGAGGGUGAGGGUCUCCAGGCUCUGGUUUCAUCUGUAUUUUUUAACAUGGAGGAAAAGCUGUUUUUUGCACUUUGUACCCAGCUACAGUACAGGGUCUCUCUUGGCUCAGGGCAGAUGUAAAGGCCCGAGUUGGAGAGACCUGGUCCCCACUAAUAAUAAUACAUGGGGGGUCUGGCACUAGUUUGGCCACAUGAGGUCAAACCCCAGUUCUAGCUGCCCAGAGGCUCCUGGGAGCUGGCAUUGAAUCAGGCUACAAAUUUUGACUGCCUUAAAAACAAAAGACCCUCUGGACCUGAUGGAGUUGUCUCUGUGCUCAGCAGGGCAGACUGGCACACUUGGGUGGGUGUUGGAGCUGCAUCAGAUAAGUAAGAGUGGACACAGAAGAUCACUGGGAGGCUUAGAGACAGGGUGGGCCCAUAUUGUCCAGGAA